Messenger RNA from Spirodela intermedia, 1629 nucleotides. The record is from the annotation of a GenBank genome assembly. NCBI's taxonomy places the organism in Eukaryota, Viridiplantae, Streptophyta, Magnoliopsida, Alismatales, Araceae.
AUGGCUCCGAGGUCCGUCUUCCCCGCCUCUCUGCCACCGGCCUUGGCGACACUCAUCCUCUCCUCGCUCCUCCUCCGCCCCGCCGGCUCCUCCACCACCCUCGACGGCUGGAUCUCCGACACCAUGGAGGAGUUCGACAGGCUGACGGCGGCGACCGCCGCAGGCGUCUCCGACACCCUGGACGCACGCCUUCAGCUGGCGGAGAGCAAGCGCCUGAUCAUCACCGUCAGGCAGGACGGCACCGGCGACUUCCGGACCGUGACGGAGGCGGUGGGCAGCGUGCCGGAGGGGAACGGGCGGCGGACGAUCAUCAAGAUUGGCCCCGGGGUGUACGUGGAGAAGCUGACGGUGGAGAGGACGAAGCCCUACGUCACCUUCUACGGCGACCCGCAGUCGAUGCCGACCAUCGUAUUCAACGGGACGGCGGCGCUCUACGGCACGUGGAACAGCGCCACCGUGGCCGUCGAGUCUCACUACUUCAUAGCGUGCCACAUCAUCUUCCAGGUGACACGCCCGGCCACGGUUCUCUGAUGAAAUCGACAUUAAUCAACAACAAGCGAAUUGAGCGGAAAUAUAUGAUUCCGAUUCUGAAAUUCAUAGUCUUCAUUGAAUCACUGUCUGUGCGAAGAACUCCGCGCCGAUGCCAAGGAUGGGAGAGGAGAAUAGGCAGGCCGUGGCCAUGCGGAUAUCCGGCGACAAGGCGGCGUUCUACAACUGCAAGUUCUAUGGUUUCCAAGACACUCUCUGCGACGACACAGGGAAGCACUUCUUCAAGGACUGCUCCAUAAGAGGAACCGUCGACUUCAUCUUCGGCAAUGGGAGAUCCAUCUACUCGGUGAUCUCUCUCUCUCUCUCUCUCUCUCUCUCUCUCUCUCUCUCUCUCUCUCUCUCUCUCUCUCUCUCUCUCUCAUCUGAGAGCUUUCGUUCCGCUUCUCCGUAACAGGACUGCGACAUAGAGUCCGUGGCGCCGCCGACGGGUAUAACGGCGAUCGUAGCCCAGGGGAGGGAGAACGCCAACAAGGGGGGGUUCUCCUUCAUCCACUGCAAGAUCCAUGGAACUGGGAAGGCCUAUCUGAACCGGGCAUGGAGGGACAGCUCGAGGGUCGUCUUCGCCAACACGUACAUGGGCAGCCUUGUCACCCCCACGGGCUGGGACGACUUCGGCGUCCCCGCCCGUGACCGGUGCGCUAAUCUUCCUUCCUCUUCCAUCCUCCAUUCUUCACUGGCUAACCUAGAUGCCUAUAUGAUUUCUUCCGAUCCUUCUCCAUCGAUUUGGUCAAUCAAGCAUAGUUCAUGUUGAGAAUCUACUAAGAUAACUGCAUGAGUGAUGGAUAUACCGAUACAGUUUACUAACUAAAAAAAAAGGCACAUCUGCUCAUUUAUAGUUGGCUUCUUAGUCCUUUGAAUUCACUAAUUUAUCAUGAUCAUGAAGAGUUAAGUUCUGAGGUCUCCUCAUGUGGCCAAUGCAGGACGGUGUUCUACGGUGAGUACAACUGCUCAGGGCCGGGAUCGUCCACCGCCGACCGAGUGGGCUACGCUCGAGUGCUGACGGAGAAACAAGUAAAGCCUUUCCUGAGCCCUACCUUCAUCCGGGCCUCCACAUGGCUUCUCCAUCCACCCAAGCCUUAG